GUUAGUGAUGCUGAUGGCUAUCUUGAAAGGACGUUCCUGAGCCCCGGUUCUAUCAGAGCAGCAAAUCUUAUUCGUACAUGGAUGGAGGAUGCUGGUUUGACAACGUGGAUGGACCAAAUGGGCAAUGUGCAUGGUCGAACUGAAGGAAUGCAAACAAAUGGCAAGGCUCUGCUAAUGGGUUCUCAUUUGGACACAGUCAUUGAUGCUGGAAUUUUUGACGGUUCUCUAGGUAUACUUUCUGCCUUAUCCGCAUUGAAGGUUUUGAACAUCACAGGGAGGUUAAAGAAACUAAGGCGCCCGGUUGAGGUGAUUGCUUUCAGUGAUGAGGAAGGAGUUAGGUUUCAAUCUACCUUUCUAGGAAGUGCAGCUAUUGCUGGUGUGUUACCUGUAUCGGCAUUGCACAUUCGCGAUAAGAGUGGGUUGACAGUCCAACAUGUUUUGAAGGAGAAUUCUAUAGAAACUAAUGAGGAAAACUUAUUGCGCCUCAAGUAUGAUCCAGAAUCUGUUUGGGGUUACAUUGAGAUUCACAUUGAACAGGGACCUGUUCUAGAAUCAGCUGGUCUUCCACUUGGUGUGGUGGAAGGCAUUGCUGGACAGACUCGACUAAAGGUAACAGUGAGAGGUUCACAGGGGCAUGCUGGAACGGUUCCCAUGUCUAUGCGUCAGGAUCCCAUGGCUGCUGCUGCAGAAUUAAUUGUAUUAUUGGAAAGUCUCUGUAAAAAUCCAAAAGAUUUUCUAUCCUACGAUGGUCAGUGCAGUGCUAUUGAGGUGGAAUCUCUUGGAAAAUCUCUUGUCUGUACCGUUGGAGAGAUAUCUACCUGGCCAAGCGCAAGUAACGUCAUUCCAGGGCAGGUAACAUUCACAGUAGAUAUACGUGCAGUGGAUGACAUGGGACGAGAGGCUAUUAUUUACGAGUUGUCUAACAGGGUGUACCAAAUAUGUGAUCGACGUUCUGUUGCUUGUAUCAUUGAACGUAAGCAUGAUGCCAAUGCGGUGAUUUGUGAUACUGAAUUGAGUUCACAGCUGAAAUCUGCCGCUUACUCUGCUCUAAAGAGAAUGACAGGUGAGGAUGUAGAUAAUGUGCCUGUCCUGAUGAGUGGAGCAGGACAUGAUGUGAUGGCCAUGUCUCAUAUAGCCAAGGUUGGCAUGCUCUUUGUGCGUUGCCGCGGAGGCGUGAGUCAUUCUCCUGCAGAGUAUGUUCUGGACGAUGAUGUCUGGGCUGCUGGUUUGGCAAUCUUAGCAAUUCUGGAGACCCUCUUGUAA
Ilex paraguariensis (yerba mate) is the source of this 1263-nucleotide messenger RNA. NCBI's taxonomy places the organism in Eukaryota, Viridiplantae, Streptophyta, Magnoliopsida, Aquifoliales, Aquifoliaceae. The record is from the annotation of a GenBank genome assembly.